Messenger RNA from Mus musculus (house mouse), 2626 nucleotides. RefSeq names its product tryptophan hydroxylase 2 (gene Tph2). NCBI's taxonomy places the organism in Eukaryota, Metazoa, Chordata, Mammalia, Rodentia, Muridae. The coding region runs from base 134 to 1600 and encodes 488 amino acids. Gene Ontology annotation, molecular function: iron ion binding; oxidoreductase activity, acting on paired donors, with incorporation or reduction of molecular oxygen, reduced pteridine as one donor, and incorporation of one atom of oxygen; monooxygenase activity. The transcript is spliced from 11 exons. The record is from RefSeq and is marked validated. Gene Ontology annotation, biological process: serotonin biosynthetic process; aromatic amino acid metabolic process.
CACUGCUCUUCAGCACCAGGGUUCUGGACAGCGCCCCGAGCAGGCAGCUGCCACUGCAGUUCCUCCUUCAUCUCUGCCAAGGCCGCCCCUCUGGUCCCCCCUGCUGCUGAGAAAGAAAAUUACAUCGGGAGCCAUGCAGCCCGCAAUGAUGAUGUUUUCCAGUAAAUACUGGGCCAGGAGAGGGUUGUCCUUGGAUUCUGCUGUGCCAGAAGAUCAUCAGCUACUUGGCAGCUUAACACAAAAUAAGGCUAUCAAAAGCGAGGACAAGAAAAGCGGCAAAGAGCCCGGCAAAGGCGACACCACAGAGAGCAGCAAGACAGCGGUAGUGUUCUCCUUGAAGAAUGAAGUUGGUGGGCUGGUGAAAGCACUUAGACUAUUCCAGGAAAAACAUGUCAACAUGCUUCAUAUCGAAUCCAGGAGGUCCCGACGAAGAAGUUCUGAAGUCGAAAUCUUCGUGGACUGCGAAUGUGGCAAAACGGAAUUCAAUGAGCUCAUCCAGUUGCUGAAAUUUCAGACCACCAUUGUGACCCUGAAUCCGCCUGAGAGCAUUUGGACGGAGGAAGAAGAUCUCGAGGAUGUGCCGUGGUUCCCUCGGAAGAUCUCUGAGUUAGACAGAUGCUCUCACCGAGUCCUCAUGUACGGCACCGAGCUUGAUGCCGACCAUCCAGGAUUUAAGGACAAUGUCUAUCGACAGAGGAGGAAGUAUUUUGUGGAUGUGGCCAUGGGCUAUAAAUAUGGUCAGCCCAUUCCCAGGGUCGAGUACACAGAAGAAGAGACUAAAACUUGGGGUGUUGUGUUCCGGGAGCUCUCCAAACUCUACCCGACUCAUGCUUGCCGGGAGUACCUGAAAAACCUCCCCCUGCUGACCAAGUACUGUGGCUACAGGGAAGACAACGUGCCGCAACUGGAAGACGUCUCCAUGUUUCUGAAAGAGCGAUCUGGCUUCACAGUGAGACCAGUGGCUGGCUACCUGAGCCCAAGAGACUUCCUGGCGGGCCUGGCCUACAGAGUAUUCCACUGCACCCAGUACGUGCGGCAUGGCUCCGACCCCCUCUACACCCCGGAACCAGAUACAUGCCAUGAACUCUUGGGACACGUGCCACUGCUUGCGGAUCCCAAGUUUGCUCAGUUUUCCCAAGAGAUAGGCUUAGCGUCUCUGGGAGCCUCAGAUGAGGACGUUCAGAAACUAGCCACGUGCUAUUUCUUCACAAUCGAGUUCGGCCUUUGCAAGCAAGAGGGUCAACUGCGGGCGUAUGGAGCAGGGUUACUUUCGUCCAUCGGAGAAUUGAAGCAUGCUCUUUCCGACAAGGCGUGUGUGAAAUCCUUUGACCCAAAGACGACCUGCUUGCAGGAAUGCCUAAUCACCACCUUUCAGGACGCUUACUUUGUUUCGGACAGUUUUGAAGAAGCCAAAGAAAAGAUGAGGGACUUUGCAAAGUCAAUUACCCGUCCCUUCUCGGUAUACUUCAACCCCUACACGCAGAGCAUUGAAAUUCUGAAAGACACCAGAAGUAUUGAGAAUGUGGUGCAGGACCUGCGCAGUGAUUUGAACACAGUGUGUGAUGCCUUGAAUAAAAUGAACCAAUAUCUGGGGAUUUGAUGCCUAGAACCAGAGUUAUUGUCAGCAUGAGCUCUUGGGGGGUGUAGCAACAAUGCAGUCAAUGUUAUCCAACAUCAACAACUUUCUGUGUCAUGGUUGGCUAGUAAGCAUGCAAUUCUGUAUGUCCAUACCUCUGUGUAACUUAAUAACACAAAAAUGCUCUAAAGAACCCAUGCAGAUAACCACUCACCAUUUGAAAGAUUGUGAUCCUAUUUGGACAUCUCAAGUAGAGUUGACAUUUCUGAUUAGCGAACAAACUGUUAACUUAAGCAAACUGUGACUUUGAAAUCUGUAGCAAACAUUCCUCGCACAAUUCCAGUCGGUGAGUUGUGGAACUUUUCUUCCUUGGACCUGAGACUUUCCUCUGUGUUCAUUAGAUAAAAUGAAAAUAGUUGGGAGGUGGUUUCUAUUUUCAAUAGUAUCCGUGUUAUUUGAGAUAAACUAGAGUUGCUCCACGCUUUGCAUCACAGCAACAAAGGAUUUAAUAUUCUACUUCAGAAGCUGUUCAGAAACACAGCAGUUGGGAUGGAUGUAGACUGAGUGUUCAGACAAUGCAAGCAAAGAAAAGUUUUGAUAAACAGGAUAUAUAGGUUGUACUGACCUCGUUGAAACCAAUUUGUGGCAAGCUUCCUGAAGAGCUUCUGGAAGGAAACACUUGAACAAAGAAUAUUCGGGAAGCUUAAACAGAAGGGAUGAAAAUCUUGGAACUGUGAAUGUAUUGUUAGGAUAGAGUGAAUUAUCACUGCAGGCUUUUGACUCCUUUUGCUUAGACUGAGAACCUCAAAUCCCACAGGGAUGUAAAUACCAUCUCUGAUUCCAAAGAGUUGGAGACGGAGUCGUAGAGAAACAAAGGGAUUUGCUUCAGUUAGGUCUGAUGAGAUGUGCCAUGGUCAUAAGCCACUGCCCUUUUAUGUUGGACAUCUGACAAGUCUACUGUAGUGUACAUGCAUGUUUAUGUAUUGACACAGAAAGAAAAUUAUUGCUUAUAAAAUGAAUGCUUCUCAAUAAACAGAAUCUUGCCCCCAA